UUGCCACAGUCUGACCGCGCUGUCACUAUUCGUAAAGAUAAGAGGGAGGACCUGCUUUCAAAGCGACGCAAUAUAAAUCUCCAAGAUGAAAGUGCGCGAUCGUUAGCAGAAAUGGAAACAUUGGACAAUAGUGUGCAGUUGCGUCAGAUAGUGGCAAUGGCGCAAAGUGAUGAUCCGUCUUUCAAGUUGGCGGCCGUUCAGCAGGCCCGUAAAAUGUUGUCAUCCGAUCGAAAUCCACCCAUUGACGACCUCAUCUCCAGCGACAUUCUCCCUAUACUCGUCAACUGCCUGGUUUCUGAGGAUGUCCACUUGCAAUUUGAAGCAGCUUGGGCAUUGACGAACAUCGCAUCUGGAACUUCAGAACAAACGCAAGCGGUGGUAAACGCUGGUGCAGUACCGCUGUUUCUCGAUUUGUUAAGCAGUGCUAAUGUAAACGUGUGUGAGCAGGCAGUUUGGGCUCUUGGUAACAUCAUCGGUGACGGUCCACACUUUCGAGAUUACUGUAUUCAGCUUGGUAUCCUUCCUUUACUUCUCAAUUUUAUUACACCCGAAACACCACUUGGUUUUUUGCGCAAUGUUACAUGGGUUAUUGUCAAUUUAUGCCGCUCCAAAGACCCUCCACCUACACCAGACAUAGUGAAGACAAUAUUGCCAGCGUUGGUCUUGUUGAUCCACCAUGACGAUCAAAAUAUCCUUGUCGAUACUGUUUGGGCAUUGUCGUAUCUUACAGAUGGAGGUAACGAACAGAUCCAGUUGGUCAUCGAUAGUGGAAUAGUUCCAUCACUUGUACCAAUGCUUGGUCAUACUGAUGUGAAAGUUCAAACGGCAGCACUACGAGCUGUUGGUAAUAUUGUAACAGGGUCAGAUGAGCAAACACAGCUUGUACUGGAUUGUGGUGUGCUACAGGAGAUGCCUCAACUUCUUUCGCAUCAUAAGGAUAAAAUUAAUAAAGAAGCUGUAUGGUUCUUGUCGAAUAUCACUGCUGGGAAUCAAAGUCAAGUACAGGCCGUGCUCGACGCCGGUCUCAUGCCUUUAAUCAUCAAUUUGAAGCCGCGUGGGCUGUGUCGAAUGUCGAGCAGAUGGUUAACUGUGGUGAGCCACAAAUUAUCCAAGUUUGUUCCAUAUUUUUACCCCCUUGUCUGUGUUCUUUUUUUUGAAAUCGCCAGGAACUCCUUGUCAGUUGUUCUCGAUGGUAUUAACAACAUUCUUAAAAUGGCUGGUUCAGGAUUAGAAUCGAUAUGCGCCCAAAUUGAGGAAUGCGGAGGUCUGGACAAAAUCGAGCAGCUGCAAAGUCAUGAUAACGAAGAGAUAUAUAAAUUGACCUAUGAGAUAAUUGACACCUAUUUCAAGUGCGUUCUGUUCUAUUCGCCUCUUUUGACUUUGUUUAAAAACGGAGGAAUUUCACCGCCCAGUGGGGAAAUUCCGCCCGCUCCCCAUCCAGUUUGUACCUUUUUUCAAGUUUUGUAA
Molecule: messenger RNA, 1467 nt
Organism: Angiostrongylus costaricensis
Lineage: Eukaryota; Metazoa; Nematoda; Chromadorea; Rhabditida; Metastrongylidae
Source: the annotation of a GenBank genome assembly